This is a messenger RNA of Epinephelus fuscoguttatus (brown-marbled grouper), 939 nucleotides long. It is a transcript of the gene mgst2, whose product is annotated as microsomal glutathione S-transferase 2. The transcript is spliced from 4 exons. Gene Ontology annotation, biological process: leukotriene biosynthetic process. The coding region runs from base 117 to 539 and encodes 140 amino acids. Gene Ontology annotation, cellular component: nuclear envelope; membrane; endoplasmic reticulum. Lineage: Eukaryota; Metazoa; Chordata; Actinopteri; Perciformes; Serranidae. The record is from RefSeq and is a predicted model, not a curated record. Gene Ontology annotation, molecular function: glutathione transferase activity; leukotriene-C4 synthase activity; enzyme activator activity.
UUGUUGUGGGAUGAGCUAAAGUUGCCUUUCUCCCAGGAAGUACCUCCUGCUUGUUAUGUAAAGUUUAAUCAUUACAGAAGGCAAACUGUGUGAAGCGCUGGAUUUUCAGCAGAGCCAUGGGAACAGAUUCCCCUUUUUUGUUGGCUGCAGUGUCUCUACUGUCUGCCCUGCAUAUGGGCUACCUGGCCCGUCGGGUUGGUUUGUCCAGGAUGGCCCAUAAGGUGCUGCCUCCCUCUGUCACUGGACCUCCAGAGUUUGAGAGGACUUUCCGUGCACAUCAGAACUGUGCAGAGUUUUACCCUUUGUUCCUGGUGACGCUGUGGACCUGUGGCCUGUUCUUCUGUGAGGUGACAGCAGCUGCAGGAGGACUGGUGUACAUUAUCGCCAGACAAAUAUAUGUCAACGGAUAUGUCAAGUCCACCAAGAAAAGGUUACCUGGGUUUUACCUGACUCUGGCUGUCAUUGUCACUCUGUCUCUACUGGCUUUGAUUGGAGUACUGCGUGGGAUACUACACAAGUACUUUAACAUCCAUCUCUGAAGAUUUCACCACUGCCUACUUAUGCAGAACAGCCUAUUAAAUAGUAGGUGUAUUUCAGAAACAGGAUUGUUCACAGGAUACUCAUCUGUUUGUAAGUCUGCUGAGGUCUAAUCAGUGUCAUUUGUUUGAUUCUAAACAAAGCCCAGGAUCAUGUUCUUUUAAAAUGCUAUGUUUCUGUAACCUCUCAGAUACCUUUAAGUCAGACAUACUUUGUGGGACAGCAAUGACCUGUGUGAUCUAUUUUUUAUAGUAACAAACACAUAAGCCCGAGUGUGUCAUGCAUUUCAUAUUUCCAUACAUAUACACAUAGAAUAUUACUCCUCAGCACAGUGACAUUUUAUAAAACCAAAAAAUUCAAGGUUGAUUUAUCAAAGUGAAAUAAAGUUUGUGUUUUUAUUUA